Molecule: messenger RNA, 1978 nt
Organism: Trifolium pratense (red clover)
Lineage: Eukaryota; Viridiplantae; Streptophyta; Magnoliopsida; Fabales; Fabaceae
Product: probable glucan endo-1,3-beta-glucosidase A6
Exons: 3
Coding region: 296-1714 (472 amino acids)
Biological process (GO): carbohydrate metabolic process
Cellular component (GO): plasma membrane
Molecular function (GO): hydrolase activity, hydrolyzing O-glycosyl compounds
Source: RefSeq, a predicted model, not a curated record
UUUAUGUCAAACUUCUGCAUCCACAUACAACUCAUCAGUUGUGAACAAAUAAUAAUUAAAUUGUGACUAUGAUCCAAACAAAUCUCAAUUCAAUUUUACACAUCAUGUUGCAGUCAACUUAAUUGAUUGCAUUAUAUCAAUUAGCUGUAAAUUAGCAUACUACAUGGAAUUAAUUUUGCAGAUUAGAUCAAUCUCCAUUAAACCAAUUAGCUGUAAAUUAGCUUACACUAGGAAUUGAUUUUGCUGAACUCAUGUAUAUAUGAGAAAAAGUUAAAAGAAUCGAACAUAAUCUCUUAUGCAGCUCCAAGAAAACAUGGUACCAAUGAAAGUAAUGACUAUGGUUAUGAUUUAUCUAUUUAUCUUAUCUUCUUUAUUCAUUAUAUCAAGUGCAAAAAUAUCAGGACAACCAGGAGUGAACUAUGGAGAACUAGGUAACAACCUUCCAACACCAACAACCUCAGUGUCUCUCAUCAAAAACCUAAACGCCAAACGCGUAAAAAUCUACGACGCAAACCCAAAAAUCCUCAAAGCACUCAAAAACACCGGAAUCCAAGUAUCCAUCAUGCUCCCCAAUGAACUUGUAACCAAUGUAUCUUCUAACCAAACACUUGCAAACCAAUGGAUCCAAUCCAACGUUGUUCCCUUUUAUCCAAAGACACUUAUUCGGUAUCUCCUCGUCGGUAAUGAACUCAUCUCCUCAACAUCAAAUCAAACAUGGCCCCAUAUUGUACCGGCUAUGCACCGGAUCAAACACUCCUUAACUACCUUUCAUUUGCAUAAAAUUAAAGUUGGAACCCCUUUGGCAAUGGAUGUUUUACAAACAUCAUUUCCACCUUCAAAUGGAACUUUUAGAAAUGACAUUGCUUUGAGUGUUAUCAAACCAAUGUUAGAGUUUUUACAUGCCACAAACUCUUUUUUCUUCAUAGAUGUGUAUCCAUUUUUUGCUUGGGUUUCGGAUCCUAUUAAUAUUAACUUGGAUUAUGCUCUUUUUGAAUCCAAAAACAUCACGGUUAAAGAUUCGGGUACGGGUUUGGUUUAUACUAAUUUGUUUGAUCAAAUGGUGGAUGCAGUUUAUUUUGCAAUGGAGCGGCUUGGGUUUCCGGGUAUUCGAAUAUUUAUUGCUGAAACGGGUUGGCCUAAUGGUGGUGAUUUGGACCAAAUUGGUGCAAAUAUUCACAAUGCUGCCACAUAUAAUAGAAAUUUUGUGAAGAAAGUCACAAAAAAACCUCCUACCGGGACACCGGCUCGACCAGGUUCAAUUCUUCCAUCUUUUAUAUUUGCUUUGUAUAAUGAGAACUUGAAAACGGGUUUGGGAACAGAGCGUCACUUUGGGUUGUUGUACCCGAAUGGUUCAAGUAUUUACAAGAUUGACCUUUCUGGCAAGACACCGGAGUCAAAGUUUAAGCCAUUGCCACCACCAAGGGAUUAUAAAGGGAAGGCUUGGUGUGUGGUGGCGGAGGGAGCAAAUGAGACGGCAGUGGUGGAGGCGCUGUCACACACUUGCUCGCAGGGAAACCAAACAUGUGAUUCGAUUCAACCCGGAAAACCCUGUUUUAAACCCGAUUCGGUGGUGGCUCAUGCUAGCUAUGCAUUUAGUUCUUAUUGGUCUCAGUUUAGACAUCUUGGUGGAGCAUGUAACUUCAACGGUCUCGCCACCCAAAUUGCAAAGGAUCCAAGUUAUGGAUCAUGCAAGUAUCCAAGUGUGACUCUUUGAUGAAUCCAACUUCAAUAAUCAGCCAAUGCAGUUUUUAUAUAUUAUUGCCCAACAUUAUGGAUAACAAGAAUAUUAGGAGGAAUGACAAAAAUGCACUUAUUUUUACUGUUCCAUUGAAAAACAAAGUGUAACCUUAAAAAAUAAACCAUGCAUGCUAUGUUAGUUUAAUAUUCAAUUCAAUGGGAAGUUCAGGCUUUUGAAACUGAGAACUUGUAUCAGCCUUCUAGCAAAUGUCAUAGUUUGAAGUUUGAACUUGAUUUAUGA